AUGCCUCCGCGCAGGCGACAGCAGUUCACCCAGGACCAGAUUGACCAGCAGCUCCAGCAAAUCCACCUCCUCGACCCCUCUUCGUCCUCCGAGAAUCUUGAGCAGCUCGGCCCCAUAAUCAAACAGAUUCACACCACUCGACAGCAGGAUGCAUAUCUCAGAACAGUACAGGGUCUCAUCGACUCCAAGGACGCAGAGAUCGAGAAGAUAUGCAGUGACAACUACCAGGACUUCAUCUCCUCCGUCUCCACCCUCUUCACGGUCAAGUCGUAUACCGACAAAAUGAAGGAGAACAUUGCUUCAUUGGACGUCAGUGUCGCUCAGCUCGGCGGCGGCUUGGUUGAGAAAAAACGCGCACUUCUACAAUCCAAGAAGACGGCUGCCAACUUGGACGAGGCUAUUGACACACUCCAGGCAUGCUUGCGCGUCCUUGACGUCGUCGACCGUGUUGGCGACAUGAUCAAGGAAGGGAAAUACUGGAGCGCCCUGAGGUCACUCGAAGACAUUCAGAGUAUGCCUCCGACAUCCCUGUCUCAGACACCCUUUUUCCAGUAUCUGCUGUCCUCAUUACCGUCUCUGCGUGGCCAGAUUAAAGACGCCGUUACUGCAUCUAUGAAGCAAUGGCUCUUGGAAAUUAGAAACAUAAGUGCAGAGGUUGGCCGACUCGCUGUCGAGUCUAUGGAAUCCCGAACGCGACGGUGGCGACAACGGCGUGAAAAGGACCUUUUACUCCGGUCCAACAGAGUCGGGAGUGCGGUCGAGCUUAUCACAUACGAGAAGAUUGAGUUCAAUGUGCUAGAUAACGAGAAGCUUCAUGUGGACUUCAAACCUCUUUUUGAAUGCAUACACAUCUACACCACACUGGAUUCGCUAAACGAGCUACAGAAAUCGUACCAAGCUGACAGAAAGGCUCAAUCCGACCUCAUUCUUCCAACUCCUCUCCCCCUUGCUUCGCUCUCCUCUUUGACACAGGAAAUCUCAGGAUUUUUCAUAGUCGAGUCCCAUGUCCUGGAAACAACCGGGAAUUUCCGCUCGGGAAGAGAUGUCGAAGAGCUUUGGGAUGCGCUCGUUACUCGAUUGACCACAGCCAUCGAGAGCUCCUUGCGUCCAGAAACGGACCCAGACGCCUUCCUGAGGGUAAAGGAGAGCCUUUUGAGCUUCAUCAUGACCCUGGAGACCUAUUCCUACUCCACGACCUCGUUGCAUUCGUUCAUUAUCGUCCUGUUCGAGAAAUACGCCAAGUUACUUGAAGGUCAAUUUACCCUGCGAUUCGAGAAGAUUGUCACCGAGGACGAACAUUAUCCCAUGAGACUAGAGAACGAUAUGAACCUUGAAGAUAUUCUAAACGCGGUCUGGAUAAACGAGAGUGAGAAGGCCGAAAUAAGGGAGACGGCUGGAUCUUAUUCUUUACCAUGGUCGCCAACUUUCUAUCUAUGCUGCCAAGACAUCCGGGCAUUCAUUCAGAAGUUCUAUGCUUUCGUGGAAGGCGUUUCUCAACAUCAUAGAGAUAUCGAUGAGCUCUUGAGCAAGUCUCUCGAUUCCCUUCUUUCAAAGAGCGUCGGCGAGACAAUUGGUCAGCGGCUGGCCACCACCCAAAGUCCUACACAAAUAGUGCAAAUCAUCACAAAUCUUGAGCACUUCCAAGUGGCAUGCGGCGAAUUGGAAAGGUCUCUGACGAACCUCCGCUCUACACAACGAGGUGGCCUCAUUCGGUUUACGGCGGCGAAUGCAUUCGAAGCGACAAUCUCUCGCUCUUGCACACGGAUGAAUUCCCUUAUCUCGUCCAAACUCGAUCAAUGCUUUGAGCUCUCCGAGUACGACUGGACUCCCAACUCAAGAGAAACGUCUCCAAGCAUGUACCUGUACGAGCUCGUCAACUGGCUGACGACCGUCGUCGAUUCCUUGGUCAUUAAAGAGAGCUACAAGGAAGACGCAUAUAAGGGUGCUUUGGGAUACAUCGCGGAGUGCCUUAUGAACUUUCUGACCGGUCAUGACAUACCCAUGAUGAACGAGAACGCCAUUUCCAACAUUCUCAUCGACGUGGACUUCUUGGAAGAGGAACUGAGAAGAAUCGGGCGUUCUCAUUUGGCAUCGGUGUUCAGUGAACUUCGGAUGACAACAUCCAUCCCUCUGAGCGGAACUGUUCAGGAAUACCUUAUCCCAGCCAACAGACAGGCAUCCUAUACAUCAGUCAAGCCGAAACGCUUGCAGGCAUUGCUUGAGAAGCUGGCACGCUAUGGCACCCAACAACGCGAUCCAACCUCACGCGAUUUGGCUGAACGGAGACGGAAAGAGGCAGAGGUAGUUGGGCGGCUUUUUCCUGGUGAAAGCCGUUAA
Messenger RNA from Cyclocybe aegerita, 2337 nucleotides. The record is from the annotation of a GenBank genome assembly. NCBI's taxonomy places the organism in Eukaryota, Fungi, Basidiomycota, Agaricomycetes, Agaricales, Hemipholiotaceae.